GUGAUCAUCUGGUAAAAAAAGAGGGCAUUUGCACCGUCAGGCCCAAAAAACCCCAUUGAAAAACCCAAGUGCUGAUCCAUUACUUCAACGACUCGGCAGCUGAGACGUGAAACGGUUUGGAGAAAAAUGAAGGCGGAGAAGGGAGUUGAAUCGGUGCUGCAGCAUCAGCUAAGCCAACAAGAAUCAGAAGCCUUAUCGCGACUUCAAUCUCUUCCUUCAAUAAGCCCCGGCGAUAGCAGCACCUUCUACGAACACUUCAUCCUCCGAGGCAUCCGCGUUGACCGAGUACAACCCGGUCUCGUUUCUUGCUCCUUCAAAGUCCCCCCUCGCCUCACUGAUGAGUCAGGUAAGUUGUGUAACUGCGCAAUCGCGAAUCUUGUUGAUGAGGUGGGAGGAGCUGUGGUACAUGUUGAGGGUCUCCCCAUGAAUGUUUCAGUAGACAUGUCCAUUUCUUUUCUUUCAACUGCUCGAGUUGAUGAUGAGCUAGAGAUUACUUCGAAGCUGUUGGGAAGGAAAGGAGGUUAUUCCGGAACGAUCGUUCUCCUGAAAAAUAAAGCAACUGGAGAGUUGAUAGCAGAAGGUCGGCAUUCUCUAUUUGGUAGGCAUAACAGCAAAAUGUAAUUCUGAUAUGGUGUAUGUAUGUAUCAAGGUUUUCUUAUGUGAACCUUUUGGGGAUGUGUUGCUAUUUAUAUAAGUUGUGAUCUGUUGAAUAAUUAGUUUUACAUGUUGUACAUUAAAAAAGUAAAAAGAAGGAAUUUCCCUCGUAAUUCUACCCUAUUGCUGCA
Messenger RNA from Arachis stenosperma, 785 nucleotides. RefSeq lists its product as uncharacterized. The transcript has 3 exons. The record is from RefSeq and is a predicted model, not a curated record. The coding region runs from base 127 to 621 and encodes 164 amino acids. NCBI's taxonomy places the organism in Eukaryota, Viridiplantae, Streptophyta, Magnoliopsida, Fabales, Fabaceae. Gene Ontology annotation, molecular function: fatty acyl-CoA hydrolase activity.